Xenopus laevis (African clawed frog) is the source of this 1021-nucleotide messenger RNA. RefSeq lists its product as uncharacterized. The record is from RefSeq and is a predicted model, not a curated record. The transcript has 3 exons. Bases 245 to 769 code for a protein of 174 amino acids. Lineage: Eukaryota; Metazoa; Chordata; Amphibia; Anura; Pipidae.
GUAUAUUUUUUGUCUAUAUGAGAAGAAUCUUUGCUUUUGUGUUGCCGUGGGUCAUUGCUGGGCAGGAGUGCAGAGAAGUGAGACACAGCACAAUGCACUAGGGACUCCCCUGGGGAUGUGUUUCCAUGCAGCCAUAGUAACACCCUGUGGUUUGUGUUUGUGCUUUGGCAUGUGCUGUGAGCACUCAUUAGAGAGCAGGUACAGCAGCAAAGGUCCCACAUUGACACUGUAGCAGAGAAGUGCUAUGGCAGAUCCCGUUCCAGCCCAGAGGAGAGUCACAUCAUGUCCAUUAAGCAGAUUUGCACCCUCUCCAUCUAUAACUGAACUACAGGCGAGGGAGAAUCGCUUUAUUCUGGACUGUGUGUCAGUGGAACGGAUUUCCAAGGACUAUAGCUGCUCCCUACCAAAGCUUGGCUCCGUCAUCCCCCCUUACAAUGCUCAGAAGGAUUCCCAUGUCAAAGCCUACUUCCAAACCAAGCCGGUCCCUCCGCUGCUGAAGAAGACAGGGCAGUCACAUGGAGGGACGUCUACUCAUGGGGAACUGGCUGAUCGAUUUCAGUACAAAGGAGCUGCUGCCCUUUAUCUGCUUACCAGGAAUAACUCGGGUGCAGGCCAUUCUCCCGAGCACAAUAGAGGACACGGCUUCUUCCUUUCUUCCGUUAAACCUGUGUUUGGAUACAAUGGAAAAUUUGGCUACAGAAGAAACACUCCCUCCCUACGACGAAUGCCCUCCCCGUUUGGCACUGUUACCCGCUCCCUACUAUAUUGAUUCUUUACACAUGAUUUAACAGCGUUUUUUUCCCAUAGUACAUAGUACAUACUCUUACACAGGCUGUGCUAAAGUAGAAGCAGGUUUAAAUGAAUAGCCUAAUGCAUGGCAUUUUAACAUGUUGUGGGGACAUUCCUAACCAAAUACCCAUGUUUUGCCUCUCUAAUUAGCACGAGGCAGUGCUAUCAUGUCAUACAGAAUGCUUUGGACCUGGGGUUUUCCGGAUAAGAGAUUUUUGUGUUAUUUUGAUCU